UGACGUCACCUCGCGCGUUGCGCAACAAUGGCCGAGUGGGCCGAGGCGGACGGCGCCGCAAGUGGAGGCGGCGGUGAGGUCUCGCGCGAACACAGAACCCCGGACCUUUACAUUUCGGGGUGGAGGGCAUCACGGAGGCGACACGGAGACACCGGGAUAUUGGGGCGGGGGCGGGGGGAGCCGUUUCUCUUCGGACACUUGGUUCCUCCAGGGCUUUUGGGUGCUCCUGCUGGUGCCAACUUCAUGUGGUGACACAUUCUCCUCCUGCCCCUCUACUUCCACCAACACUGAACUCACUGCUCUCUCGGCGCGAGAGGCCAUGGUGCCGCUGCUGGGUUUGUCGUUUGCUGGCUCGGGCUUCCUGGGCGUGUACCACCUGGGCGCGGCGAGCGCGCUGCUGCGGCGCGGGCGCCGGCUUCUGGGCGCCGUGGACGCCUACGCGGGGGCCUCGGCCGGGGCCCUCGCCGCGGCCGUCAUGGUGACCGCGCCGCACAGGAUUGCGGACUGCACGGAGUUCUCGUACAAGUUUGCGGAGGAGAUCCGCUCCCAGCACCUGGGCGCCUUGACCCCCGGCUUCCCCUUCAUGCAGAAGCUUCGCGAGGGCAUCGAGUCGAUCCUGCCAAGCGACGCGCACGAGCGCGCGGAGGGGCGACUUCACGUGUCCAUCACGAGCGCACGCACGCGGCGCAACCGCCUCGUGUCGCACUUCAGCUCACGCGACGAACUCAUGCAGGUACUGCUGGCCAGCAGCUUUGUUCCUGGUUACGCGGGGCUCAGCGCCGUGGAGUACCUGGGAGAGAAAUGGUAUGACGGCGGCUUCACGGACAGCCUGCCACACCUGCCGGGUGGGCGCACCAUCACCGUGUCGCCCUUCAGCGGCAAGCAUGACGUGUGCCCGCACGACCCCAGCACCAUCGAGCUCUACGCCACUUUCGCCAAGCAGGACAUUAUGGUGAAUCUGCGGAACCUUCGGAGGGCGAACCUGGCCCUGUUCCCGCCGGCGCGCGAGGAGCUACGCGCGUUCUACGAGCAGGGCGCGAGCGACGCUACGCGCUUCCUUCAGCGCGAGGGCUGGCAUGAGGAGGAAGGCAACGACGAUGGCGGGGGGGGCGGGGGCCUCAGCCAGACCACCAAGCCCGACCUUUGAACCCGAUGAAGGGCCCCCACUCGUCGCCCACCUCCACCCCGCGAUGGGCUGUUGGCAGGCUGAAGGUUACCUGAGAAGAUGUAAUCCAGAAUGGGUUGCCUGUGUGGGUGUGUGUGCUUAUGUGUGUAUAGUCUGAACCGGUCCUGGGUCUCCCCUAGGUCGACUCAUCCUCAAAUGGAGUACAUCGUGCUGUGUGUAAAGAUCACCACUAAGGAGACAAAGGUGGUUGGGCGUGGUGCCAGCCACUGCUCCAUUGAGUGCCAUGCCGCCCUUCAUAGGUGCUCGUUAACAGCGGUUGCCCCAGAAGUCUGCUACACAGGGGAUCUUUGUCUUUAUUAUGGAGUGAUAGGGCAGUGGUUAGUGCACUGAGCUAUGAAUCUAGCGACCAGAGUUCGAUUCUCACUCGCGAUCAAUAACAGUUUCAAAUGUUUAUACUGGGCCUCCCCUAGAUGUGCCCAGCCUCAAAUGAGUAACUAACUGGUACAAUGAAUAAACAUCGCCACUGGGGAGACAAAGGUGGAUGGGUGUGGUGUUGGCCACCUACUCCCUCGUGUACCAUGCCGGCCUUCAUAGGUGCUUGUUCACAGUGCAUGCCCCAAUGCCCAGUUAAAGGCUAUACCGGGAUCUUUAUAUAUGUGUAUGUCUGCAUCAUUGUCUUCAUGGUUUCCCACUCAAAACGACGGUCACCUCUUUACAACCAUGAGAUAGUGAACAUUCCAGAUUCUCAUGGCAGGGGUGAGUGAAAAAAAAAAGGAAUAACCACUGGACAUAUGACAAAAUAGUACUCAUUUCAAUCACCCUGGAAGUAUGAUGGGCCGAUUCAAACGCGAUGGGUAUUUGAACGCCCAAACUUUCCAGCUGUGAGUUGGAUCAUCUUUAAUCGGAGUGAAUCCUAUACGCUGUGAUCUAAUUACGUCACAAGUGCAUUAGCGAAGGGAUGCUAUUAUUGAUCGGUCUGCCAUGUAGUAGGGCAUUGCAAGGUAUUGCGAGAUCUUCUCAUGAUGCUGUGUAGCAGGAGGAUCCCCCAGUAACCACGCCAGCCUCACCUGACCAACAUUAAACCAGGGAGCCACAAGUGUUAUUUUGAUGGUGUCAGAUCGUGGAUCGGUGUCUUGCGCAAAACAAAAGCAGCGUUUUAUUCACUUUGUUUGGCACUCCAUAUUUCAUCUCGACAUGGAUUGAUCACCCAUGUAAAUCAAUGUCUUAAGUUUCAAAGCCAGCUGCUGGCUUGAGAGCAUGGCAAGUUUGGAAUGCCACUCGUGCCCUUGGAAAAUGCUCGCAGGAAACUCGAGUACACAGACUCACGAGACUCAUUUAGAGAGAGACUCAUAGAGAGAGAGGCCCAUAGGCUCGCGGUGAAUAUGAGUUUAUGAUGUGUGCCCACUGUUGCUGAUGUAUUGCCGAUGUGUUAUUGGUGGGCCAUAUGAUGUAAGGCAGCCCUCCCUCCCUCCCUCUGCUUAUGUGAGAGCUUCCUGGUGGCUGGGUGAUGGUGGUGGUCUCCUCUGAUGGGGAGGGGCUUAUUCGGAACGAUGUUCGCUUCCUCAGUCAUCCCACCACUGGACUUUGAUGCUGCCCAGGCAUACGGCUGAGUCUUUUUGCGUUGUUGCAGAUAGCUUUUUCGAUUUUUUUGGACCGUUUACAAUUUACAUAGGGGUUAGAAUUUACGUGGUUUGUUUCAGAUUUUACACAAAUGUUUUGGUUCUAAUUUAUUGUGAGUGCUUAGUGUGUUUAAUAUUCAUUGUCUAAAACAAAUACAAUGACUCUUCCAUGGUGGUUAGCUGACACGGAAUUGCAGCUUUUGGCUGUAGAGAGACGGGUUGUGUUGAAGGGGGGGGGACCCCCUAUCGAAGCAGUUAUGUGGUGCCGACCUCUGCAAGGGUUUUUCCGCUUCGCAUAGGCGCGAGUGUCUGCUGCCUGUAAGCGGUAAAUUAUAAGCGGGCAUUCGCGCACCCAGUGCCUUAACUUUAACGACAUGAUUUAUACCAAAAUUGUGCAUUAAGAUGCAUAUAUAUCUUUUAAAAAUUUUCAUAUUAACUAUGUGAAGAGCUAAAAAAAACAUACGUUCUGAGCUUUCAAAUCAAAGGUCAAAGUGAGAUUUUUCGUGAAUCAAACAAGCAAUCGGGGGCCUGGUGCUCAUCUCUAUUUUGACAGUUUCUAAGCCAGUGGUGUAAAUUCCUCCGAGAGCAGGAUGCUGAUGAUGUCGGCGCUGCUGUGUGGGUCUCGGUCGUGGGCACUUUUGAAGGAGGCCUCGAACACACUACACGUUUUACACGUGCGAUGAUGCCAGGGACAGAAUCGUCCAUUAAUGCUAUAUUGUCAGAACAUUUAAUUGUUUGUAACUACACUCUGCUCUGUAUAUAACACGCUGGUUAUUACGCUCCUGAAGAACACCGCGUUAUGGGAAAAAAAUGCGUUAUAGCAUAUAAUAUAGGGUAAAAGCACAGUCUGCAAUAACACAUGAGAUGCAUACGCAGGCUGAGCAAAGACCAAGGUGCGUGGGUAGCAUCUCGAAGCAUCCAGCAGCAUAACGCUACUACGCCAAGGCAGCCGUACAACCGCUUAUUCCUACUCGCACGACACAGUUCUGAUCGCUCGAUCGUGAUAUAUUCGCGUUAUGAAAAAAAAUGCAUUGUAGGAGAACGGACUGUACGAGCAAGCCACAUGUCCUUUGGACGUGAUCGUCUGUCCGGCUCUCCCAGCCAGCAAAAUUUAUAUUCUUAUAUUUAUAUAAGA
Messenger RNA from Petromyzon marinus (sea lamprey), 3880 nucleotides. Its product is annotated as patatin-like phospholipase domain-containing protein 4. Gene Ontology annotation, biological process: lipid homeostasis; triglyceride catabolic process. Gene Ontology annotation, molecular function: triacylglycerol lipase activity. The record is from RefSeq and is a predicted model, not a curated record. Lineage: Eukaryota; Metazoa; Chordata; Hyperoartia; Petromyzontiformes; Petromyzontidae. Gene Ontology annotation, cellular component: lipid droplet; cytoplasm; membrane.